This is a messenger RNA of Entelurus aequoreus (snake pipefish), 3456 nucleotides long. Its product is annotated as eosinophil peroxidase-like. Gene Ontology annotation, molecular function: protein binding; heme binding; peroxidase activity. The transcript has 19 exons. Gene Ontology annotation, biological process: response to oxidative stress. Lineage: Eukaryota; Metazoa; Chordata; Actinopteri; Syngnathiformes; Syngnathidae. The record is from RefSeq and is a predicted model, not a curated record. Bases 95 to 2890 code for a protein of 931 amino acids.
UUAGUGCUCCGUGGCAGGUUCUCUUCGCUUUUUAUGUUCAUCUUUUUCAUUUUUUUUAUGAGAGUUUGUGGAAUAUAAUCUUUUACUUUGCAAAAUGUUUCGGCAUUUAUGCCUCUUGCUUGCAGUGCUUUGGCUGCAAGUGAAUGCUCAACAAGUGAGCAGGGAGGAAAUUCAAAGAGCUGUCAACGCUGCCAUCACCAAAGUGGACUCUGCAUAUGAAUAUUCAAGACAAGAGUGUCUUGAGCGUGUCAAACGGAACUCAGCCAGACCUCAGGAUGUGUUGCGCGUGCUCAAGCAGCCUAUGGGAGUCACCCGUGAGAUAGCCCGAUCUUCUGAUUACAUGAACAAUGCACUGGAUAUUAUCAAAAGAUCGGCGGAAAGACGUCAGAGACGUUCGCUCAACGCAACCGAUCUGCUGUCUGAGGAGGAUUUGGAGUUUCUUUCAGAUCUGACAGGCUGCUCACCUCGACAGCGCGACCCCUCUUGCAGGACAACACCCAACGUUGACGUCUUUCGUACCAUAACCGGCGUCUGCAACAACGAGCAUAAGCCCCGAUUGGGAGCCUCAAACAUUCCAUUUGCACGCUUCCUGCCUGCUGAGUACCAGGAUGGACUCACUGUGCCUCGGGGGUUUGAGCCUGAGAAGCUCAACGGCUUCGUUCUUCCUAUGGUCCGAGAGGUGUCCAAUCGUGUUCUGACCACACCAAUCGCUAAUGUGGUGAACGACGAGGAAUUUACUCACCUCUUGACCUCCUUUGGACAGUGGAUGGACCACGACCUGACUCUCACACCUCAUUCUCCGGUCAUCCGUUCGUUCAGUAACGGCAUUGACUGUGACGAGAGCUGCGAGCGCACCGAACCUUGCUUCCCCAUCAAGAUUCCCAAGAAUGGUCCACGUUUCGGCUCCCAGGAGUGCAUCGCCUUCUUCCGCUCAAGUACCACGUGUGGGACUGGCCCCACAGGCUCCAUCUUUGGCGCAGCCAACGUGCGGCAACAGUUGAACGGCCUCACAUCAUAUAUUGACGCGAAUCAGGUGUACGGCUCAGAAGAUGCCAAAGCUAAGGCUCUACGCAACCUUGACACGGAUGAGGGUUUGCUGAGGGUCAAUACAGAGUUCACUGACGAAGGCCGAGAAUUGCUGCCCUUCACCACUAUGGGAGCCAACUUGUGUGCAACCCGAGCCCGGAUCACCAACGACCCCGACGCCCAGGAAGUGCUUUGCUUUCUAUCAGGUGAUGAACGCACCAAUGAGAACAUUUUUUUGACCUCACUACACACGCUCUUCUUGCGGGAGCACAACCGGCUGGCUCGAGCCCUGCGACAACUAAAUCCGAAGUGGAAUGGAGAGAGAAUCUACCAAGAAGCACGCAAAAUCAAUGGAGCAUAUUUACAGAUUAUCACAUUCAGAGACUUCUUAAAGCACAUCGUCGGUCCAGAAGUAAUAUCCAAGAAGCUGUCCACCUACCCCGGCUAUGAUAAGACCGUGGACCCUACUGCCGCCAAUGCAUUCGGAGCAGCUGCCUUUCGCUUUGGCCACUCUAUGAUUCAACCCUUCGUAUUCCGGCUUGACGGUAGUUACGAGGAACACCCGGUGUUCCCCUCUCCAUUGCUGCACACAGCCUUGAACACACCAUGGAGGGUUGUUUUUGAAGGUGGUAUAGACCUUAUCUUGAGGGGGCAACUGGGUCGGCCGGCUAAGUUGAAUGUCCAGGAGGCCGUCAUUACGGAUGAACUGAGAGACAUGCUGUUUAAAUUCUCCUUUGAGUUUGCACUUGAUCUGGCCGCUCUCAAUAUGCAGCGUGGCCGAGACCAUGGCAUUCCAGGAUACAACAAAUGGCGUAAGUUCUGUGGUCUGUCACAACCUCAAAAUGAGACAGAGUUGGCUAAAGUGCUGAAAAACGACGACUUGGCCAAGAAGCUGAUAGAGCUGUAUGGCACGCCUGAAAACAUCGAUCUAUGGCUCGGAGGAAUAGUAGAACCUCUUGUGUCCGGAGGAAGAGUUGGUCCCCUGUUUGCCUGCCUGAUUGGAACUCAGUUCAGCAAGGUUCGCGAGGGAGACAGAUUUUGGUGGGAGAACGAAGGAGUAUUCACCAAGGCUCAGAGAGCCGCUUUGUUGGCAACGUCACUUUCCCGCAUCGUCUGUGACAACACUGGUGUGAUUGAAGUUCCAAAAAAUCCCUUCCUGUUCCGGCCACGAGGUUCCGGUUACACCAAAUGUGCUGACAUCCCUUCACUGGACCUCACUCAAUGGCAGGAGGACGAACAUGGAUUUUUCCCUAAACCAGAACCGACUCCUUACCCACCAGGCUAUUCAACUACUACUACUACUACCCCUUACCCACCAGGCUAUUCAACUAAUACUACUACUACCCCUUACCCACCAGGCGAUUCAAACACGACUACCCCCUCCACACCAGAAGCCCCCAAACCCUAUGGACACCCUGGACCUCCUGGACCUCCUGGAGCCCCAGGGCCACAGGGACAACCAGGCCCCUCCGGAUCCUCCAGCUAUCAUGUGGCCUACUCUGUGAGACUAGGCAACAACUACCCCAGUCCUGGUGUGCCAAUACCAUUCCGCGAGACCAUCUACAAUGGACAGAACAGCUAUGACACCAACAGUGGCAAAUUUACAUGCCCAUAUGCCGGGGUGUACGAAUUCCAAUUCCACUGUACCAUCUAUGACCACGCGGCCAGUGUAGACCUGUUGCGCAAUGGAGAGUUGAUCCUGCAUUCAUUCACUACCAGGCAAGAGGGUUACAUCACAGCCAGUGGAAGCACGUACCUCUCGCUGAGAGUAGGAGAUGAGGUAUGGCUUGUGGCCAACUACGGUGGCAAUGGUCUGACCAGAGACAGCUACUUCUCAGGGCAUCUGAUCUUUACUGAGUAUUAGAGCUGUAGUCAAAACAAUCAAUCAAUCAAUCAAUCAAUGUUUAUUUAUAUAGCCCUAAAUCACAAGUGUCUCAAAGGGCUGUACAAGCCACAACGACAUCCUCGUUACAGAGCCCACAUACGGGCAAGGAAAACUCACCCCAGUGGGACGUCGAUGUGAAUGACUAUGAGAAAAACAAACAAAGCACUCUUGUACAGUCCGGCAAAAAUAAACAUAUACACCUCAAUAAAUGCAGUUAGAGAAGAAUUGAUCCACCAUCACAAGUUGUUACAAAAUAGGAAUGAUGUGACCAUGUGGAAUUUUCCAUCAUUUUACAUGCUUUUUAAUGUGUGUUUUAAUUGUAAGAGUGCACAAACGAAGAGCCGUGUAAACGAUAUAAAUACAAACUACACUACCAGACUCCGGGGAAAAAAUGGUAUGAAGUUAUCACUGCUUCAUGUGAUAUAUUUUUUGUAAUUAAUUCUGCCUUCUUAAAUCUUUUUCUUGUCCCAGCCUUCACACUGUUUAUUUAACCGUCAUUAAGAUAUACUAUUGGAGCUUCUUGAAUAAAAGCAAACGUUUCCUGA